UGGUGGAGCUGUGCCUGAGCCACGGGCUGGGCCCGGUGGCCUUGGCCAACGAGCUGCUGGCCUUCAUCACCAGCAAAGACCUCGAGCCCCAGCUCACCCCGGAGGGCCUGGACGCCUUCGAGCACGAGGUGCUGGCCAAGCGCGGCCGCCGCGGCCGGGACGAGCGCCGGGGGCUCCUCCACGACAUCCACUCGCUGCAGGAGCUCCUCACCGAGGAGCAGGAGGACGAGCUGCUGGACGCCUACGCCACCCCAUCCAAGGGCUCCCAGAAACGCAGCAAUUCCACACCGGAGACUCCCCGGCCCAAGCGGGCGCCGUCAUCCCGCAGCCCCUACGGGCUCUUCUCCCCCGGCAGCUUCUCCCCGAGCAUCACCCCCUCCCAGAAAUACUCGUCCCGUGGGGGCCGGGGCGAGGUCGUGGCCUCGUUUGGCUCCGUCCAGGGCCUGGCCUGGCGCGGCGGCAGCGGCUGCACCGUCAAACUCUUCGGGGGCCCCGAGCAGAACCUCACCAAACCCUACAAAUUCAUGUUCCAGAAGGCGCUGGACGUCCGGGAAG
Molecule: messenger RNA, 555 nt
Organism: Cyanistes caeruleus (blue tit)
Lineage: Eukaryota; Metazoa; Chordata; Aves; Passeriformes; Paridae
Source: RefSeq, a predicted model, not a curated record